Messenger RNA from Penaeus vannamei (Pacific white shrimp), 402 nucleotides. The record is from RefSeq and is a predicted model, not a curated record. NCBI's taxonomy places the organism in Eukaryota, Metazoa, Arthropoda, Malacostraca, Decapoda, Penaeidae.
AGAAAAAGAAAAGAACAGAAAAGAAAAAGGAAAAAGCAAAAAAAGGUAAAAGAAAAAGAAAAGAACAAAGAAAAGAAAAAGGAAAAAAAGCAAAAAAAGGUAAAAAGAAAGAAAAGGAAAAGCAAAAAAAAUAAAAAAAAGAAAAAAAGCAAAAAAAAAGCAAAAAAAAGCAAUAAAUCAGCCCAAAGAAAAGUCGUAUACGACCUAAAAAACGAGAGACAGGAGGACGAAAAGCAAGAAGAACUGAGGAGACUCUCGUCACACACCCACUCGGCAACAGUUGCGAUAAUAUACGACGCACGAGCAUCUCUGCUCGUAUCACCGCCACUGCAGGUGCUGAACACAGUCAUUGACGAGCUUAUGCAACAGCUUAUGAGACAAGGUGCGGCUGCUGGCAGCUGA